Molecule: messenger RNA, 1520 nt
Organism: Oryza sativa Japonica Group (Japanese rice)
Lineage: Eukaryota; Viridiplantae; Streptophyta; Magnoliopsida; Poales; Poaceae
Source: RefSeq, a predicted model, not a curated record
UCACAUCGACCGUUGACUCAUCCACUUCACUGCUCAGGCGCAAUGACCCUUUCCGUCAGUCAACACCACCACACACACGGCGCCUCCAUUGUGGUACAUAUGAAGGUUUAUAAAUUGAGAUGCACAUCUACAAGAAGACUACACCAUCGCAGUGCCAGAGAGAGAGAGAAAGAUGUACGUGACGAGGCCGAUGUCGCGGUACCAGGACGACCCGGACGCCGCGGCGGAGCCGCCGCCGGAGGACCCGGGCUCCGGUUUCCUCGUGGUGGAGGACGAGGUGGCCGUCGCGCGGGCGACGCGGUGGUGGGGCUUAUGGGCGGACAGGCAGGUGUACGGCCUCCCGUUCCCGCAGAGCCGGCAGCUCGAGGUGGAGUACACCGCCAGCAUCGGCGCCGGCAGGAACCGUCUCACCUACACGCACCGCGACGACGUCGUGUUCGUGCCCGUCGUCGGCCAGCCGCUGUCGUCCGGCCGCUACUACGCCGCCCGGGCCACGGGGAGGCACGCCGGGAAGGUGUCGGCGUGCUCGAGGGAGGAGGACAUGGUGACGUGCUGCGGCCUCUGGUCCUUGGUGAACGACGUGCCGCCGCGGCCGUUCGACCGCGGCGACGUCUACCAGCAGGUGGAGGUGCUGCGGCUGCCGCCGCGCGGGAGGGGUUUCACGGCGGUGGCGGUCGCGCCGGACGGCAUCCCGCCGGGCUACCUGAGGAGGGAGGCGUGGAAGGUCCACACCUCGGCGUCCACGAGCUACGACCUCGCCGACGCGGCGCACGGGACGGACUGGCCGCUCCGCCGCCGGAUGCCUGACCUCGACAGCUUCGACGUCGGCGUAGGUGGCUCGCCGCCCGUCGUCGUCGGCAGGUGGUACUGCCCGUUCAUGUUCAUCAACGACGGCGGCGAGCAGCGGCUCAAGGAUCAGGUCAAGCGGUGCAUGUUCUACGAGAUGACGCUGGAGCAGAGGUGGGAGGAGAUAUACACCCGAGACAACGCCCAUCGAGGCAGGAGGAGUACCAGCAGCAAGGACAAUGAGGUUGAGGUGAGCGCGACGGUGCGCCGGUCGACGGCGCUGCUGGGCGGCACCGACGCGGUGCGAGGAGGCGGGCCUCAGAUGGUCGACGGGGUGAUGUGGUUCCGACCGGCGGCGCCGCCGACGAACUCUGGCACGGCAGGUGGAGUUGGGCUGGACAUGGUGGUGUGGGAGAAGAUGAAGUGGGAGCUGGAGAGAGGAGGGUGGGUUGCCGGUAAUGGCGACGUGGAGAGUAUCGAGAGGGGGGAGAGGCGUGAGGCGAGGCCGGGUCAGUGGGACAAGUUUGGGUGCUACCUGCUGCUUGAGAGCUUCGUGCUGAGGAGGAUGGACGGCAGCGUUGCGCUCACCUGUGGUUUCAGGCACACCGGCAAGAUUAGAACCAAAUGGGUAUGAGCAAACUGUGUACUACUGUAACUAUCGGAUAUGAUGAAAGGGACCACCUAUACAUUUGUCGAUAAAUUUUCUCCUAAAAAUUUGACAGAUGUAAUUAUAG